GUCUGCAAUCCAGAAUAAAAACAAGAAACAUUAGAAAAUCGUCAUCACAGUGAAUCAUAUUCCGUGAAGUACCUACUGUUUAUUUAUUUUAGUGUCYCAUCAAGACAUAAGACAUGAAUUUGAAAAUUUCUGUCAUUUUGUUCGCAGUGGCGACGCUUCUCCAGCUAUCUCACGGUAUACCAACGCAUCGUUAUGCUAGACAGGCAACAGAUUGGUCAGCUAAAAUCAAAGAAUACUUCAGUAAGAUUCAGGGUUACGGAUCAUCUGAAUCACAGACAUCACCGUCAUCAAAUCAGCCAGAAUCAUCAACAUAUCAACAUAUGCAAAGUUAUCAAAACAUGAUUCCAAAUAUGCAAAGUUACCAAAACAUGAUUCCAAGUGGAAUGAGUGGUUAUUAYCCGAGCCAAAUGCCUCAAUCGAUGAAUCCUAGUGGUUACUUUGGUUCAAUUCCAGGAAGUCCUAGCGGCGCUGCGGGCAGUGCAGGGUCUGCAUCCGAACCAGAAGYUUCGAUAGCUGCUAAAGAAGGAAAUCCUACAUCAUCCGGGGGCUCAUCAGCUGGAAGUUACGUUCCAGAUAUGCAAAGUUAUCAAAACAUGAUUCCAAAUAUGCAAAGUUACCAAAACAUGAUUCCAAGUGGAAUGAGUGGUUAUUACCCAAGCCAAAUGCCUCAAUCGAUGAAUCCUAGUGGCUACUUUGGUUCAAAACCSACUGGUUCAUAGAGUAAAUGGUGCAAGUCAAAGAUAAUAAGCUGGCUCACCUAAGUUUAAGAACAUAUUUAAUUUACUGAAACAUAUGUACCAACGARUAAUACAUAGGUUAGGUAUAUUAUAUACAAAUUAAAUUACAUAUAUGUUUAUAUUCUCUUAAUCUAUUUAUAAAUUUAAA
This is a messenger RNA of Diuraphis noxia (Russian wheat aphid), 885 nucleotides long. RefSeq lists its product as uncharacterized. The record is from RefSeq and is a predicted model, not a curated record. NCBI's taxonomy places the organism in Eukaryota, Metazoa, Arthropoda, Insecta, Hemiptera, Aphididae.